GUCUGUUUUGGCGUCAAAAUGGUGGAUGUGUUGUCAAAACAAUGAUGCUUUGAACGCAUUUUAUACAAUGACUGCCGUGGAACAAUAUCCUGCCUUUUCUGCAUUUGAGAAUCAACUGAAAACGUUAUGUUUAAAAGAAUUCCCAUGUGGAAUAGGCAGCUGGAGAGAAUCAGGAAAAACCCCUAAGGAUAGGGUCACUAAGGCAGUUAAAGUCACUAAGGUCAAUGGCAUUCCACAGGUCAGGAAGAAAUCAUUUAAGCCACCUAAUGACCCAACAAGAUACGAGUUUUCUGUAACACACCAGGAUUAUGUUGUUCAGCAUGUUAAGACAGAGAGUCUUCAAGAAUAUGUCACUUCAAAGUUUUCUCCAUGGCACUUAGAUUACAGCUGGAGUGAGGAGGCGAAACAACUUAGAGAAAUUGCUGUCAAAUCUCCAUGGCUAAUAGAUGACAAUUUUAUACUCAAUCAUUUUAGAACAAUCAGAAUAUUAGAUAAAAAUGUCACAGAAGUGGAUCCUAAUAUUCUCAAGUUUCAAAACCUAGAAGAGCUGACAUUAAGUGCUAAUUACAUUCAGAACAUUCCUUCUAAGAAUUUGCCAUCCAUGCUGAAGGUACUGGAACUGUGCGCUAAUGACAUCAGUGAUAUUUCUUCCCUGUGUGAGAAACCUCCACGUUUGACUCAUCUUGGUCUGGGAUUCAACAAGAUCACUUACAUCAAAGAUUAUCUCACUGGAGAUUAUUGGCCGAACCUCCUGUCUCUUGAUCUAAGUCACAACAACCUCAGUGAUCUCGUCAACUGUGUCAGGAAACUGUCAUCUCUGCCUAAACUCAGAAAUCUUAUACUGCAAGGCAACCCACUUUCACUGAUACCUGGGUACCGAGGAUACAUCAUUGAUGUGAUGCGAAAGUUGAGUAUUUUAGAUGACAUCAGUAUAUCCGCUGAUGAGAAGCAUCAUUUUAAGGGACUGGCUCGACGAAAAGAAUACAUUCUUGAUGAAGCAAAAAUUAUCCUUGAAGUUUCGACAUUGAAAGGGUUACCAAUGCCUGAGGAAAUUAAGAACCCAGAGGAUCAGCUAGAAUAUCCAAUAAUAGAGCGCACGUUCUUCGUGCAGUUCAUGUUUCUGGAAGACAGUGAGAGUAAGCUGGAGGUUUGUACAAUCCCACUCCAAGGCAGCAACGUUCCAUCAACACUUGGGGACACUGAGCGAAAACAUGUUGGAGAAAUCACCGAGAGGGAGGUGGCUGAAUCUCACUCGGAGGAAACAGGGAGCAGUCAGUUGGAGAAAAAUGUUGCCUUCAACAGCAAAGCUGAUAUGAAGACUGUGGAAAACAUUCAGGACACAGACUUAGGGAUACCUUCAUUACAGCUAGAUGAUGAUGUUCUUCAGACUGAAAGUAGUGCACGCAAGGUUGAGAUGGAUGAAGACCUGUCAAAGGUGAAUGUUGCUCCAAUCAGGUCGGCGGCAUGUACUUGGGCAGAGGAAGUGGAACUGAAGUGGUCGACAACACUGUUCCGCGAUAAUCUUCUUGCUCUGAGGAAUUUCUUUAAGCAAGGGAUGAAGUUCAAAGUUCUCGAGCAAGUGAUUUUGUGUUACCCCCUGGAAGAAGAAGAGUCUGAUAACGCGAGUAAUGCUGGGUCACGGAAGGGAGCUAGGACCAAGACACCAGAAAAAAAAGUGAAAGAUGCUAAGGGAGGUAAAAAGGAUGACAAGAAGAAAAAGAAGAAAGGUGAACCCGAGUUGAAACUGAGGCGAACUCCACCUCAGAUAAAGCUGUUGGCCAGUUUUCACAUGCCGCUGGAGGAUUUCCUUGAGGGAGAAUUUGAAUACGAGAAGAACUACAUUCAUGGUUCAGCCGAGACGGCGUCCACUAUUGCAAGCAGAGACAGUCCUGAGCCAGGGAAGAAGAAUGAAAAGAAGGAUAAAGAUGGCAAGAAGAAAGAACCAUUAUCCCCCAAAAGAAAAGAUGCAAAAGGCGCACCUAAAGGCAAAGAGCCUGACAAGAAAGUAGACAAAAAACGCAAGUCGAUUAUUCCCCCAACUGAAGACGAAGUGCCAGAGAUACCUCCACCCCCUCUCGAGGUUCAAGUUGCUGUACGGUUACAUCACUGGACAACAGCCCAAGACUCUUUAAAAGAGGAGGAAGAAAAGAAACAAGCAUUACAGGAAGGAAAUUAACUCUGUGCAAUCCUAUAGAAUGUUACUAUAUAAUACAAUCUAGUACAGUAAAGAAUAAGAUUCUUUGAAAAUAAAGGUUACUAAACACUAAAUGAUUAAGAAAAACUUAAGUAAAAUAUUUGUGUAAAUCUAUUGAAAAGUCCAACAUAUAGUUUAAAUAUGCAUUUCAGUAUUUCACCUAUGCAAUACAGACAUCUGUUGAGAAAUGAAAUAGAAAUGGAGUGAACACAGACUGAAAUCAGUUUAAUAUAAACUGCAAAUGUCAUCAAAAAAUAAGCUUAUUAAAAUUGCUAGAUUUAUUUUUCCUAAUUUAAAAAAAUUAAAUGUUACAACUUGUUGAUGUGUAAAGCCUAGUUCUGUAGGAAUCGUAUAACACUUUGACCCGAAGUUUAAGCAACAUGUUAAACCUCUCGAACACCACAUAUAGUGGAUUGUGAAAUGGAUCCAUGGAGUAUCAUUAUUCAUAAAAUGUGUUUACAGUUUCAGUUAUACAAAGUGAUGGUUUUUACAGAGUGCCGAUUUAGAUAAAUGCUGUUUAGAAAGUGAACAGCAGUAUUUAUUGACAUUUUUACGAGUGUACGAACGACAUGCUGGGGCAGGGAUAUUGCCAAUAUAUGUUGUUACAACAAAAAUAAUUUCUUGGUUGUUCAUUUUAAAUGCAUCUAUUUAGUGUCAUUGUUUUGCUCAUCAUUAUACAUGUUUUUAAAAUGGAUAAUAUGCAUGUGUUUGAGCCAAUGUAUAUGCUUGGUAACCACAGCCACAACUAACUACAAAGUACAACACCUUCGGACCGCUAUGUCAAUUGACCAUAAAAAUGGUGAACAUCUUUGAAAAUAAAUUACAGUUUAGGCCUACUCAUUCUUUUAUCAUUUAUUAGGUAACAAGAUAUAAAAGGAAUGUAUUGUUACACAACAUCCCAGCACACCGUCAGAAUGUGUUUGUGUGUGUGUGUGUGUGUGUGUGUGUGUGUGUGUGUGU
Molecule: messenger RNA, 3154 nt
Organism: Gigantopelta aegis
Lineage: Eukaryota; Metazoa; Mollusca; Gastropoda; Neomphalida; Peltospiridae
Product: leucine-rich repeat-containing protein 43-like
Exons: 15
Coding region: 26-2176 (716 amino acids)
Molecular function (GO): protein binding
Source: RefSeq, a predicted model, not a curated record